AUGAGACCCGUUAGUCAGGGAGAUUCAUCUUCGGAAGGGACUCAAGCGCCUCGUCGACGCCGUGCCCGGGAUAAAGCCCCGACCGCUGAACAGCUUGAUGCGCAAGGGCAGUUAAACGAAGUUAGGCAAGAGUUUAGUCGAUGGAAGCGUGAACACGCGACGGGUCCGUCAGAAGCCACCACCCCAUUAUUGCGUACACCUUUCAUGAGUGAGAUAAUGCUUCAGCUAUAUCCGUACGAUUUAUGCAUCUCGGGUAGUAAGGAUUAUGAUGGACGGACAGAUCCAGAGGUCCAUGUCAAUUCAUAUUAUGGAAACAUGUUGAUGAUGGGAGUUUCCGACGCAGUUAUGUGCAGAGCUUUUUAUUCCACGUUGUCCGGGCGACCAGCCGACUGGUUCCGGACGCUGGAGCCAGGAUCAAUCACUUGCUUUGCUAAUUUGGCUACCAAAUUUGUGCGGAAAUUCGUCACCUCAAAAGCAGUCCGUAAACACUAUAUGUACCUAGAAAAGGCAAAACAGUUGGAAGGGGAUAACUUAAUAGAUUUCUUGAGUAGAUGGAAAAUCGCCAUUGGAGAAAUCGAACCCAUGGAUGAUUUAACAGCUAUUCACAUGUUACAUAUGUCUUUAAGUGCUGGAGAUCUGUACCAGGAUUUUAUCUUGCAUCCGCCCGGAUCGUAUGAAGAAGCUCUUCGGAGAGUCACGUAUUAUGCUAAUGCUGGUGAAGCCAAUGCCGCGAAGAGGUCUCAAGAGGUCGGCUCGUCACAUAAACCCACCGGACGAUCCGAGAACCGUUUGACUGAUCAACACGCCAGGGGUCGGGGACGCCAAGGCGAUUUCACACCCCUAAAUCGCUCGGCCGCAAAGGCUCUGCAAUGCGCUCAAUCGUGCAACCUCGUGAAGUUGCCCGAUCCCAUGCGAGAUGGCAAAGAUAAAACCAAGUACUGUGCUUCCCACCGGUGCCAAGGUCAUGAUGCAGAGGAUUGCACCAAUUUAAAACAGUUGCUGGAAGACUUGUUGAAUGCCGGCAAAUUGGAUAAGUGCGUUGGAGAAAGAAAAUCCAGCAAGCGUUCGGGAGGCCGAAGAGGGUCCAGGCGGUCGGAUCACGACCGGAAGGAUCUUGAACCCGAUCAGGAAGCUCGCCCUUCGUCUAAACCGACUAUCCAGGUGAUCUUUUGGAGGUCUGGACGAUGCAUCCCGAGUCCCAGAACAUUAUCCAGUUGGAAUAGUGGAUUCCCGCGAGAGUGGAAAAAGACAUAA
Molecule: messenger RNA, 1254 nt
Organism: Ipomoea nil (Japanese morning glory)
Lineage: Eukaryota; Viridiplantae; Streptophyta; Magnoliopsida; Solanales; Convolvulaceae
Exons: 1
Coding region: 1-1254 (417 amino acids)
Source: RefSeq, a predicted model, not a curated record